This is a messenger RNA of Blastocystis hominis, 723 nucleotides long. RefSeq lists its product as hypothetical. NCBI's taxonomy places the organism in Eukaryota, Bigyra, Opalinata, Blastocystidae. The record is from RefSeq and is a predicted model, not a curated record. The coding region runs from base 1 to 723 and encodes 240 amino acids. The transcript has a single exon.
AUGCAAAGCAUUGCUGAUUUCAUAAAUUCUGCUAUUAGUAACUAUCAUAUUGAUAGUUCCAUUAUUCAAAAUGUACAGGGGCGUUUGAAUGAGAAGUGGAAAGUGGAUGGCUGGAUUUCACUCAUUUUGAGUAACAGAGAAUGUAUAGUAUUGCAAUUCGAUAAUGGAGUAUUCAUGAAUCAAGGAUUUGUACUCAAUGAGCAGAAAGUGUUGAAAGUGAUUGGAAAUCAUCAAAUAGGUGAUAUUACAUAUAACGAAGAAGAAACCAUUGUGGAAAAAGGAAUCGUGGAUUUGGAUCAUGGAAGUCGAUUUGAAGGUUUGGUAUUGACAGAAAACAAAUUUGGAAUUCCAUUUGGAUAUGGUGAAAUGUAUGAUGAUGAUGGAAUAUUGGUGUACAAGGGCAUAAUAAUCAAUUGGAAACGAUUUGGAUAUGGAACAAGUUAUCAUAAUAAUGGAUGUAUUGAAUAUGAAGGAUAUUGGUGUGAUGAUAAGCGAUUUGGUAAAGGAAUUGUCUAUGAUCGAUAUGGUAAAUUAGUGAAUGAUUGUGAAUGGUAUAAUGGAAUUGAAAGUGAUAAUGAAGAAAUUUAUGAAGGCGAUGGCUCAGAACCACUGAAUAUUGGAAUGAAACAUUUGAAACUGAGUGACAAUUGUGUAUUGGAAGAUUGGGAUGUUUCAUUGUUGUAUAAUUUGGAAUCAAUCGAAAUCGGCAAUGAAAACAUUUAA